GGAGUCUUGCUCUGUCACCAGGCAGGAGUGCAGUGGUGCAAUCUCGGCUCACUCCAGCCACCGACUCCCUGGUUCAAGCGAUUCUCCUGCCUCAGCCUCCCAAGUAGCUGGGAUUACAGGCAGGCGCCACCACGCUCAGCUAAUGUUUUUUUUUUUUUUUUUUUUGAGACGAGUCUCGCUCUGUCGCCCAGGCUGGAGUGCAGUGGCGCGAUCUCAGCUCACUGCAAGCUCCGCCUCCCAGGUUCAGCCAUUCUCCUGCCUCAGCCUCUCCGAGUAGCUGGGACUACAGGCGCCCGCCACCACGCCCGGCUAAUUUUUAAAAUUUUUAGUAGAUACGGGGUUUCACCGUGGUCUCGAUCUCCUGACCUCGUGAUCCGCCCACCUCGGCCUCCCAAAGUGCUGGGAUUAACAAGCGUGAGCCACCGCACCCAGCCAGGCCCAGCUAAUUUUUGUAGAGACAGGAUUUCACUGUGUUGGCCAGGAUGGUCUCCAUCUCCUGACCUCAUGAUCUGCCUGCUUCGGCCUUCCAAAGUGCUGGGAUUACAGGUGUGAGCCACUACGCCUGGCCCACAUAGCUCAUUUUUAGACUCACUUCCAUUAAGUCUUGUUUGGACCCACGAACAUCGUCUUUUUUUUUUGGAGAUGGAGUUUCACUUUUGUUGCUCAGACUGUAGUGCAAUGGCGCAAUCUCAGCUCACUGCAAUCUCUGCCUCCUGGGUUCUAGCAAUUCUCCUGCCUCAGCCUCCUGAGUAGCUGGAAUUACAGGUGCCCGCCACCACGCCCAGCUAAUUUUUGUAUUUUUAGUAGAGACGGGGUUUCACCAUGUUGGGCAGGCCAGGGGUGAUCCGCCCACCUCAGCCUCCCAAAGUGCUGGGAUUACAGGUGUCAGCCACCGCAUCCGGCCAACAUGUCUUUUUUUUUUUCCUUUUUAACCACAAGGAGACUUAAGCAAUCCUUGUCACAGAUGAUGAAUUGAUGUUGCAAGUAUUGUCUUAGCUUGGAUUAAUUUUCUUGCUUACUGUAAUUUUAGAUAAUAUAGCUUUGUAAUUAGAGAUUUUAUGUGUAAACCACAAAAAUGUUUACGUGAAGGCCAUUAUUACAGAUGUGACAUGCAUAAUUAUUGGUAAUUUGUAUGUUUACAUGGGCCAUUCUGGCAAAAAAUUAUGAAGUUUUAAAAAUUAAAAAAAAAUUGUAAUGCCAGUUUUACUGGAAAGUAAAAUUAUUUCAGUAAUCAAUUAUAGCAAAAGUAUUGAUUUUCAUUCUAGACAAAAGUCAGAAUGAAAGGUAAUUUCUCAAUACUCUUUCAUAUUAAUAAAAGUACCUGUAGCGAUUUUUAUCAUUCACAAGUAAGUUAGAAUUUGAGAACUGUGUUCUAGAUCUCUGAGGAGAUGCAGUCAGAUUUCUGAUUUCUGAACUGUCUCAGCAAAUGGUAAGUAACUUAGAGCUAGUAAUUAAUAACCUGUCCUUUGAUUUCUGGUUCAGCCAGAAAUGGCCAUAUUUGGGAAAGGCAGAUCUGGAGAGUAACCACAUUUUCUCAUUCAUUUACCACUUCUAGGCCCCUCCAUAGCUCUCAGAUAUUUUGGGGUUGAGCCCUUCCCCGAAGCCAUACAGGACCUUUUUUUGUGAUCUCUUCUAGCCAUUUUUAUGUUGGGUGCUUGUUAUGGACUGAGCAUUUAUGUCCUCCCCCACCCCCCAUACCUUUUUUGAAGUCCUAACCCCCAGUGUGAUGAUUAGUGAUGAUGAACCAGGUUAUGACCUUGAUUUAUUUUGCAUACCUAAUCAUUAUGCUGAGGAUUUGGAAAGGGUGUUUAUUCCUCAUGGACUAAUUAUGGACAGGACUGAACGUCUUGCUCGAGAUGUGAUGAAGGAGAUGGGAGGCCAUCACAUUGUAGCCCUCUGUGUGCUCAAAGGGGGCUAUAAAUUCUUUGCUGACCUGCUGGAUUACAUCAAAGCACUGAAUAGAAAUAGUGAUAGAUCCAUUCCUAUGACUGUAGAUUUUAUCAGACUGAAGAGCUAUUGUAAUGACCAGUCAACAGGGGACAUAAAAGUAAUUGGUGGAGAUGAUCUCUCAACUUUAACUGGAAAGAAUGUCUUGAUUGUGGAAGAUAUAAUUGACACUGGCAAAACAAUGCAGACUUUGCUUUCCUUGGUCAGGCAGUAUAAUCCAAAGAUGGUCAAGGUCGCAAGCUUGCUGGUGAAAAGGACCCCACGAAGUGUUGGAUAUAAGCCAGACUUUGUUGGAUUUGAAAUUCCAGACAAGUUUGUUGUAGGAUAUGCCCUUGACUAUAAUGAAUACUUCAGGGAUUUGAAUCAUGUUUGUGUCAUUAGUGAAACUGGAAAAGCAAAAUACAAAGCCUAAGAUGAGAGUUCAAGUUGAGUUUGGAAACAUCUGGAGUCCUAUUGACAUCGCCAGUAAAAUUAUCAAUGUUCUAGUUCUGUGGCCAUCUGCUUAGUAGAGCUUUUUGCAUGUAUCUUCUAAGAAUUUUAUCUGUUUUGUACUUUAGAAAUGUCAGUUGCUGCAUUCCUAAACUGUUUAUUUGCACUAUGAGCCUAUAGACUAUCAGUUCCCUUUGGGUGGAUUGUUGUUUAACUUGUAAAUGAAAAAAUUAUCUUAAACCACACCACUAUUGAGUGAAACAUUGAACUCGUAUCUGUAAGAAAUAAAGAGAAGAUAUAUUAGUUUUUUAAUUGGUAUUUUAAUUUUUAUAUAUGCAGGAAAGAACAGAAGUGAUUGAAUAUUGUUAAUUAUACCACCGUGUGUUUAGAAAAGUAAGAAGCAGUCAAUUUUCACAUCAAAGACAGCAUAUAAGAAGUUUUGUUCUGUCCUGGAAUUAUUUUAGUAGUGUUUCAGUAGUGUUAACUGUAUUUUCCAACUUGUUCAAAUAAUUACCGGUGAAUCUUUGUCAGCAGUUCCUUUUAAAUGCAAAUCAAUAAAUUCCCAAAAAUUUA
Messenger RNA from Symphalangus syndactylus (siamang), 2949 nucleotides. It is a transcript of the gene HPRT1, whose product is annotated as hypoxanthine phosphoribosyltransferase 1. Gene Ontology annotation, biological process: purine ribonucleoside salvage; GMP salvage; hypoxanthine metabolic process. The record is from RefSeq and is a predicted model, not a curated record. Lineage: Eukaryota; Metazoa; Chordata; Mammalia; Primates; Hylobatidae. Gene Ontology annotation, cellular component: cytosol. Gene Ontology annotation, molecular function: hypoxanthine phosphoribosyltransferase activity; magnesium ion binding.